This is a messenger RNA of Cyphellophora attinorum, 1371 nucleotides long. RefSeq names its product Mitochondrial distribution and morphology protein 10. The record is from RefSeq and is a predicted model, not a curated record. Gene Ontology annotation, cellular component: SAM complex; ERMES complex. Gene Ontology annotation, biological process: mitochondrial outer membrane translocase complex assembly; protein insertion into mitochondrial outer membrane; establishment of mitochondrion localization. Bases 1 to 1371 code for a protein of 456 amino acids. The transcript has a single exon. NCBI's taxonomy places the organism in Eukaryota, Fungi, Ascomycota, Eurotiomycetes, Chaetothyriales, Cyphellophoraceae.
AUGAUCUCCUUCAUGGACUACAUGGUCCUUGCCUUCGGCACGGCAACCGACUGGAAUCCGGACAACAGCUACUCCUUCUUGACCGCGACGUCUGACGCCCUGCUCUCGUUUGAUACGCCGCGCACACUGUCUCUGCAUGUCUCGUCGCUCAGCAGCAACAAUUUCGCAUCCUCGUAUACACUGUCAACUCUCGGCCAGAUCGAUGGCUCAAUAUCCUAUCUGUACAGCAGCCAUCCUCUGGGCUACAUACCUGCCCAAAGCACAAGCAUACCACUCCGGAAUCUCGUUCGCGGAUAUAGGGAUCUGCGCGUACCCAAGCUUCCAGACACAAGCUGGUGGAAUGUACCAAACGGAAGGAAGCCUACACUACUUUAUGCGCGCCUGGCCCUACCACCGCCAACAGUUCUCACAGCCGUGUACGCAAGGAGGAUUAGCCCAGAAACACUCCUCAGCCUAUCACUGUACAGCAAGUCAACCGCAAGCUCGAAUUCAAGCGCACAGCUAAACAACGGCAACGGCACACCACCAGCGUCAGUACUCACCCACCUCCAGCACGAUACCGGCCGCUACUCCAUAGAAGGCCUCCUCUCCACCGACAGCGCCCUCCUGGGCUGUCGCGGCCUGUACAACUUCGGUCUUGAUCCACCCGAAGACCUCGUCGCCAAGGACCGCCUCCAAGCCUACCGCAAUCGCCUGUCCUCCAAACCUUCCCUUCUCUCAGCCGGCGCCGAGUUCUACUACAGCCCCUUCUCCCACGUCAUCGGUAUGUCAACCGGCCUGCGCUUCACCACUCUUGCACCACACAUCACGCCCGGCCCAUCACAGUCUCUGACUAAGGGCAAGCCGCUAGCCGGCACAGCCGCCUCCCUCCUCUCACCAGCAAACCUCUCCCAUUCCUCUUUCCCCUACACCAUGACACUCACCCUGAACCCGCUGGUUGGCGGCAUCGCCUCCACCUACUCCGUCCGCCCAACUCCAAACCUGGCGCUCAGCUCCCGCUUUGACUUCAACUUCUACUCCUGGGAGUCGCGAUACGUCUUCGGCGCGGAAGUUUGGCGCGGAUCGACCCGCAGUAGCAGUAGUCCAGAUGACCCGGUCCAUUGGGCGAGGAAGCGUGCGCAAGGCUGGUUCAGUCCCGAGGAGCAGGCUCUUAAGGACGAGAGGUUUGAAAGGGAGAACGAGAAUGUGGUCAAACUGCGGGUGGAUGACGGGUGGAACGUGAAGGCGCUGUGGACGGGGAGGGUCAAGGCGCUGUUGGUGAGUUGUGGAGUGACUGUCAGUCCGAGUGGAGUGGUCAGGAAGGGUGAUCAGGAUGGGGUGGGGAGACCUUGGAGUGGGAAGGUUGGGGUCAGUCUCGCUUACUCGACGUGA